Anoplophora glabripennis (Asian longhorned beetle) is the source of this 2551-nucleotide messenger RNA. Its product is annotated as translation elongation factor 2-like. NCBI's taxonomy places the organism in Eukaryota, Metazoa, Arthropoda, Insecta, Coleoptera, Cerambycidae. The record is from RefSeq and is a predicted model, not a curated record. The transcript has 9 exons. Gene Ontology annotation, cellular component: ribonucleoprotein complex; cytosol. Gene Ontology annotation, biological process: translational elongation. The coding region runs from base 113 to 2551 and encodes 812 amino acids. Gene Ontology annotation, molecular function: translation elongation factor activity; ribosome binding; GTPase activity.
GUGGCAGAAGAGGCCCUCCUUAACUUUCUCAUCUCUCUUUCUUUCACGGGAGUGCGCCAUCGUUGGCGUAUCGUAUUUUCGUUGUGUAAAGGAAAAUCUAUAAACAUCCAAGAUGGUGAACUUUACUGUAGACGAAAUUCGUACCAUGAUGGACAAAAAAAGGAACAUUCGUAACAUGUCCGUCAUUGCUCAUGUAGACCAUGGAAAAUCUACUUUAACAGACUCCCUUGUAUCAAAGGCCGGUAUUAUUGCCGGUGCUAAAGCUGGAGAGACCCGUUUUACUGACACUAGACCGGAUGAACAAGAACGUUGUAUUACCAUCAAAUCGACUGCCAUAUCUAUGUUCUUUGAGUUAGAAGAUAAAGAUCUUGUAUUCAUUGUCAGCCCAGACCAACGUGAAAAAGAUGAAAAGGGUUUCUUAAUUAAUUUGAUUGAUUCUCCUGGACACGUAGAUUUUUCUUCUGAAGUAACUGCUGCUCUUCGUGUAACUGAUGGUGCUCUAGUAGUAGUAGAUUGUGUUUCCGGUGUAUGUGUACAAACUGAAACUGUACUUAGACAAGCCAUUGCAGAACGUAUCAAGCCAAUUUUGUUCAUGAACAAAAUGGACCGCGCUUUAUUGGAAUUGCAACUAGAAGCUGAAGAACUUUUCCAGACUUUCCAACGUAUUGUUGAGAAUGUUAACGUCAUUAUUGCCACUUACAGCGAUGAUAGUGGCCCCAUGGGUGAAGUCCAGGUUGAUCCCAGCAAGGGUUCUGUGGGUUUCGGCUCUGGUCUCCAUGGAUGGGCUUUCACUCUUAAACAAUUCGCUGAGAUGUAUGCUGAAAAAUUCAAGAUCGAUGUAGUCAAGCUAAUGAACAGAUUAUGGGGAGAGAGCUUCUUUAAUCCCAAAACCAAGAAGUGGUCCAAGCAAAAGGAUGCUGACAACAAACGUUCCUUCUGCAUGUAUAUCCUUGACCCCAUCUACAAGAUAUUCGAUUCCAUCAUGAAUUACAAGAAAGAGGAAUACGAGGCACUUCUUCCCAAACUCGGCAUCACCCUCAAACAUGAAGACAAAGACAAAGAUGGCAAACAGCUACUGAAAGUGGUGAUGCGUACUUGGCUACCAGCCGGCGAGGCUUUACUGCAAAUGAUAGCCAUUCAUCUCCCAUCCCCUGUCACUGCCCAAAAGUACAGGAUGGAAAUGUUGUAUGAAGGACCCCAUGAUGACGAGGCCGCCUUAGGUAUUAAGAAUUGUGACCCUCACGCACCCCUUAUGAUGUACAUCUCCAAAAUGGUACCCACUUCUGACAAGGGCCGUUUCUACGCUUUUGGCCGUGUAUUCUCUGGCAAAGUAGCCACCGGCAUGAAAGCCCGUAUCAUGGGCCCCAACUACACCCCUGGCAAGAAAGAGGAUUUGUACGAGAAGGCCAUCCAGCGGACAAUCCUCAUGAUGGGUCGUUAUGUGGAAGCUAUUGAAGACGUCCCCUCUGGUAACAUUUGCGGUCUGGUAGGUGUUGACCAGUUCUUGGUGAAGACUGGAACCAUAACAACAUACAAGGACGCCCACAAUCUGAAGGUCAUGAAGUUUAGUGUAUCUCCCGUUGUACGUGUUGCUGUGGAACCCAAGAAUCCUGCCGAUUUGCCGAAGCUGGUAGAAGCACAACCAGAGCCAAAGGACAGUUUGGUUGUGGCAGUUCCUUGCGGAACUGCCACUGCUGAAACGGUGACCCUCUUGGCAGUGCAAUGGAAGAAGAUUUAUAUUUACACAACCCUUAUAAUUUUAAGGAAAGAGGAAUACGAGGCACUUCUUCCCAAACUCGGCAUCACCCUCAAACAUGAAGACAAAGACAAAGAUGGCAAACAGCUACUGAAAGUGGUGAUGCGUACUUGGCUACCAGCCGGCGAGGCUUUACUGCAAAUGAUAGCCAUUCAUCUCCCAUCCCCUGUCACUGCCCAAAAGUACAGGAUGGAAAUGUUGUAUGAAGGACCCCAUGAUGACGAGGCCGCCUUAGGUAUUAAGAAUUGUGACCCUCACGCACCCCUUAUGAUGUACAUCUCCAAAAUGGUACCCACUUCUGACAAGGGCCGUUUCUACGCUUUUGGCCGUGUAUUCUCUGGCAAAGUAGCCACCGGCAUGAAAGCCCGUAUCAUGGGCCCCAACUACACCCCUGGCAAGAAAGAGGAUUUGUACGAGAAGGCCAUCCAGCGGACAAUCCUCAUGAUGGGUCGUUAUGUGGAAGCUAUUGAAGACGUCCCCUCUGGUAACAUUUGUGGUCUGGUAGGUGUUGACCAGUUCUUGGUGAAGACUGGAACCAUAACAACAUACAAGGAUGCCCACAAUCUGAAGGUCAUGAAGUUUAGUGUAUCUCCCGUUGUACGUGUUGCUGUGGAACCCAAGAAUCCUGCCGAUUUGCCGAAGCUGGUAGAAGCACAACCAGAGCCAAAGGACAGUUUGGUUGUGGCAGUUCCUUGCGGAACCGCCACUGCUGAAACAGUGACCCUCUUGGCAGUGCAAUGGAAGAAGAUUGUGUUUUACUUGCAUUUAAACGCUACCACAGGACCUCUUUCUUAA